AUGGACUUAGAUUUCAACUACAAAGACUCGGUGAUGGUGGUGACCAAGGACGAGUACGAAAAAUGCCGUUCUGCUCAUCCCAUCUUCUUCUCCAACAAUGGUGUGACCGUGUUCACAUUGGACCGGCCUGGUUUGUUCUAUUUCAUUAGUGGGGUUUCUGGGCACUUCGAGAGAGGCCAGAAGAUCAUCAAGGUCUUGGAACUAGCAAGCCCACCUCAAUCUGUUGUCCAGAACGAGCAGAAGAAUGAUGCUGCAGUUGCAAUGCCCGCCAUCUCUUCUGCAACUCUCAUGUCCUGCAUUAUGUCAUUUGUGGGGGUUCCUUUUCUUCUAAUUGCAGUGAUCAGUGAUGGUUACUAUAUUUUUCUUUUGGUUUGA
Molecule: messenger RNA, 375 nt
Organism: Prunus avium (sweet cherry)
Lineage: Eukaryota; Viridiplantae; Streptophyta; Magnoliopsida; Rosales; Rosaceae
Source: RefSeq, a predicted model, not a curated record